GUGUGUGUGUGUGUCCUCCCUCCUGGUAUGACAGCUUCAACCUGUCACAAACUAUCAAUAGCAACAUUCAUAUUUUGCCAGUCGUAUCAGAAAUAGUUAUACCGAAAAGGUCCUUCACUAUUUAACAAGCAUCUCUUCCCUCCUUAAUUAUGGAGCGCACAGAAGAGUCAGAAACACAAUCAUCAAAUGAUGUCGGUACUGCUCGAUGCUCGCCAGUGCCAAACAGUUCCAAUCCUACCAUUACCACCGACAUCAUUGAGGAUUUGGAGAAAAUUAAGGGCGAUUCGAUCGGCGAUACAUUGUACAGCAGCCGGUUUGUGUUGAAAACUUUAAUAAAAUUGACGAAUUUCACAUCGAGCAGUACUUUGGAGCAGGAUGAAGACUUUGAGAAAGACCUUUGCAUCUUAUGGGACAUGACAAUCGAAAAGGAUGUGGUUCAACUGCUGUUGGAGCAAAAUGUACUGGAAUUGUUCGCCAACAUCAUACAAACAAAUGAUGAGGACAAGCGACUGACCGAGAUCCUUGUUGGAAUAAUUGGAAAUAUGUGUGCGCUAUCAGAGACCCGGACUCGAUUAUGCUUCAGUGUUGAAUUGAUGAGUCCACUGUUGGAUUUAGUGUCGUGCACCGAUUCGUUGAUUCUGGUUCAGCUGAUGCGUUUGCUUCACGCAGCUCUAGUCUUCGAGAAUUCAGGUGACGAAAUUUCCUGGUUCAAUCAUUUCAAAUCGGCCGAAAAUUUCGUGGAGAAACUGUCCUUCUUGCUGGACAAUUCGAUGAGUACCACAUUGCUGGUGAAUGCUUACGAAGCACUGAAUUCGAUCUGCGCAAAAUUCGCGGUCAUUGAAAUUCAACCGGAGGGAAAGGAUUCCAGUUUCAGUGACCUUUUUGUCCAGCCCUGUUUGAUAUCGGGCAUUGUGGAAGCGUUUAAAGUGAUGCUGCCUGAGCAAACGGAUCAAUCAGCAGACGACUCGCUACAGCCAACGAAAAGCUCGCAACGAAUCAUGAAUCUGUUCCUGGACAUCAAUGUCAUUCUGUCCCAGUACUCCGGCCUAUCGGAGAAAAGUUACCAAGAUUGUCUACCCGAUGUUCUCAAGUGCAUUUCACGGAUAUUGGAUCCGUUAUGCAACCCUAUUUACCUGUUUCCGGUCACGACGAAUGAACAGGGCGUCAUCGAAAAUAUAAACGAAAUUUUCCAAGCCCUUGGCGAUCCGUUUCAUGGGAAAUGUUUCGCCAAUUUAAUAAGAAUCCGGUCGAUGAUCGACCAACACAUCGAUACCAGCAAAACGACACAACAUUCCGAAUGGGAAAAUGACACACAAGAAGAGGAAAUCGAUUUGGACGAUUUGAACAUCACCAUUUUGGAGCUGCUCACCCGGACGUGUAAAAAUGGUUCAGUCGAUGACAUUGCCGAGCAUGUUAAAUCGUUGAAGCGGGAGAACGUGGUGAGUUUAUUGGACGCACUGAAAGCGGGAGACUCGGAGCCAGAUAUUCAGGAGAGCUGUUCGAAGCUCAGUGCUGUUAUUGUGAAAUUGUGGACUGGUAGCAGUGCUUCGUGAACGAUCGUCCACAAACAAAAAUUUGCGGCCGCUUGCAUUGUCUUUAAUUGUAAUUUAUUGAUGAAAUUCACCCAUCAGACUGAACACAAAACCGUUUUUCAUUUAGCCUU
Messenger RNA from Bradysia coprophila, 1663 nucleotides. RefSeq lists its product as uncharacterized. Lineage: Eukaryota; Metazoa; Arthropoda; Insecta; Diptera; Sciaridae. The record is from RefSeq and is a predicted model, not a curated record. Gene Ontology annotation, cellular component: nucleoplasm.